AUGAAGAAAGACGGCUCAUCCGUGGCUGAAGGCGAUGCUGAUAGCCGCGCGAGGGAGCUGCGGCGCCGUGUGGCCAACCGCCGCCACACUGGCGCCGCCAUCUUGGGCUCACUGCCUCCCGUGCAAUCGCUCAGUCUCCCGCAACUCUUCUACGCGAAGCAAGAGGCGCACGAGAUCCGAAUGCAGCUGAUCGACAUGCAGUCGCAGCAUAACGCAGCUCUCACCUACUGCGACCAGCAGUUCGUCGUGGAGAAAAAUGUCCGAAAAUUACGUAAAGGAAUCGGAGUGACUCAAUCGCAGCUCAGGGAGAAGACGGAGGAACUGGAUGAACUUCAGCGACGAGUACUACGAAUGACCAAGACGCUGCACGAUUCAUCAGACGAAAAAACUUUUGCCAAGACAAAAUUGGUGAACCGAGAAGAGAUCAGACAGCAGCAACUACAUGCUACAUCCUGUGAACGUUGCGGACGCCAAUACCUCCCUCGAAUGUUACGGAUCCACCAGGAUAACUGCAUGGGUUCUUCGCUUCCGACGUUACAACCAAUUGUAGGAACAAACCAAGUUGCAGAUAGUUUGGAAGAAUCACUUGGUACGCGGGUAGCUACGAAGUUUGUAUCCCAGCCACCUCGGAAUCUUCGGGUGGAAACGAAAGAUAUUUCGCACAAUGCGGUGACGAUUGCGUGGGACCCGCCGAUUUUUACCGGGUCGAACGCCAUUUUUGACUACGAGUUGACGUACUCAAUCUGUCACACGAAGAUAAAAUAUGAUGAGGUACAGCGGCAGUUUGAACCUCGGCCAACGCUGUUGUUAUCGCGCUGGUGUGUACAGAAACCUGUCCCUGGUAAUAAGUUUUGCCUGACUAACCUGUGCGCAGACCAGGAAUACGGCGAUUUUUCCAUCCGUGCGAUUACCGUUGCAGGAAAAAGUGAACCAAGUAACAAAGUGGAUAUCGUCCGGACAGGGCCCGCUGCGCCUCCAACUAUCCCGUUGUUCCUGUGCGUUGGAGUGGUUACAGCGACGAGCAUCACACUUACGUGGAUGGAGCCACUGGACGACGGUGGAAAGCCGAUUCAAGACUAUGAGUUGAAUUUUUCGGAGGCUGUGAUUAAGUUAGAUAAUGCUGAUGAUCGGGGUAAAGCAUGGCUUGACGUCUCGGAGAUCGAGUACAAGCCUCGUCGAAUAAGGACAAAUUCUACUGGGACUUCACUAACAAUUACCAAUUUAUUGAGUGGUGUCGAGCAUCUGAACUUUCAACUUCGUGCUGUGAAUGGUGAUGGAAUUCCUAGCGAAUACUGCGACGUAAUCAAGUCAAUUUUCACCAUAGCACCGGGAAAUGAGCAUAAGCUUCUUGACGAGUUGCAGGCUGCUGUGAACUCGCGCUCGCGUACGGUGGACUCCCAGUUUUUAAGUGGUUUCAUGCAACGAUAUGAGAGGCAUCACUACAUCGAGCAAGUAUCGCGCUUCAUUCUUUCGAUGCACCCAGAGCUACAAGCAAAGGUAGAUGCCAUCGUAAGCCGAGGUUCGGGUAUGAAUGAAGACGAAGGGAGCGAUAAUGAAGAAGAUCAACCUCAAUCCAUCCAGCAAGCCAGUGGCCGGAAGAAAUAUGACGAUCUCACGGACGAAGAGAAAGUGGCAGAGCGUCGGCGUCAAUUUCAUUUUCGUAUUGCUGAGAUUCGGAACGAUCUCAAGAAGGCUGAGUACAACGUGCAGUGGUGCAAAGACCGUCAAAUUGAUUUGGUGGCGCUGAUUCGGGCAGCAGAGACUCGUAUUCUCGAUAAACAAGCUGAGCUUGAGCGUGCGAGAAUGUUCAGAGGGCCGCACAUGGACUCGGAUGUCUUUGAGAAUGGACUGCAGCGUUUCUUCACGAAAGAGCUUGUGGUAGCUUUGGAGGAUGAGAUCGAAAUCGAUCAGCUCUAUAUUCUUGAUACGAAGGCUCAAAUCGUGAAGGUUGAAAACUAUCUACGCGCUGAUUGCAAACGGCGAGACACCUUGCUGAAGAGGUUAAAAGACAGACAAGACGCGCUUGAGGUAUUUGAAAGCAACCCAGAUAAUGCCGUUAAAUCCUCAGCCACCGCAGCCACAUUGGCCAAGCUCCGCGGCGGUCUGCUCUAUCGUGCUUUUGCUGCUUUGGUCGCGAACCGGCAGGACGCGCUAGAAACCCGCAGCAAAAUGCGUACUGCAAUUGACCGGCUUGUAAACCAUCGACUGAAGAGCGCAAUCCAGCGGUGGAGAGAGGUUGCUAAAUUCCUGACGCGUACGAUCGCCGGCGUCGAUGAGAUUUAUGGAGUCGGCAGUAUUGGACUGCUAAACGCUGCGCUCGGUCGUGAUGAUCUUAUGCUAGAGGCUCAGAAACUGCUACAACAGCUUCGAACUACAGAUAGUUCAUUGCAGCACAUUCGGUGGACUACAGAGCAACAAGAGGCGGCGAAAGUCGAAAAGCCAGCUUCAAAAGACGAGCUUGACCUUGAAAAGGCCCGAGAACGAGGCAAGAAGUAUUUCCCGUAUCUGCUGGAAGGUGACGCAAAGAUGGAUCUGCAAGACUACGACGGAGGUCUUCGUCUCUACAAUAUUGUUUAUCACAACGAGCAGUGGAUGCAGCAGAUGGAUGACGUGCAAAAGGUGAAGUUGCAGCUGAAAAUUGGCGAAGCAACGUUCCGUCUCGAGAAUUACGAGCAGGCACUGACGAUAUUUAACCGAGCUUCAAUCUUUGCCAACCGAGCAGGACUACGCUACGAAGAAGGGUCUGCGGUCCUUCGCAUCGCAGAUACACAGCACGUGCUUCGAUCGCUUCGUAUGAGCAUUGAGAGUUAUGAGCGAGCGCUGCUACUGUUUGAAGCUACCCGUGAUGUGCAAGGAGAACUAUCUUGCUAUCGUGGACUGCAGCGUGUGUACGAGAAUCUCGAGGACAGAGAGAUGAUCGAAAUUAACAAGCAUCACGCAGACGAGAUCGAGUUCGCUCUAACAAACAAGCUCUCAUCCGCAUCACAGAAGAUAAACAAGCUUCAGCAGCGAUUGGUAGGAGCAGGGGCUGAAUCUUCUUGUCAGAUUACUCUCGAGCGAGUAGGCCCUAUUGUUCCUCGACUGCGAAGAGAACGUAUUCAACGCAAGUUUGACAUUCAAGAGGAAAUCAAACUUGUGGCCAGCUUAGAAAAGCUACUGGCUGAGAAGAAAGCGUUGUUGGCAAAGGGAGAAGAUGAUCUGAAGCGAGCCCUUGCCAGUGACUCAUCACAAGUUGAUUCAACUAUCAUCAACGGUUCCGAUGCUCGCUACGACCUCGAAGAUUUCAAGAAGAAGCUCGCCAAGCUGAUGGGUAGCGUUAAGGUGGGUGAGGAGCAGAUCGGUAAGGAGAUUGCCAACGCCAAAAUCCGCAUCAGCAACGCCGAGGAUGAAAUCAAGGGUCUUGAGGAGGAAUUGGGCGUGGAGACGGGUGCUCUCAUGCGCAAAGUUUUAUCCAAGGAGAGAAUGCGCUGCUUCAGAUUCAACACAACAAACGAAGCUUUGAAGAAUGUGGUAGGAACUGCAAGUCACGGAAUCACCACUUGCUUUGCAUCCACUGGAGUGAAUGGAUUUCUGUUUGAUUUCCUGUCCGGUGCCUGCUUGGCACAGGCGGUAGGCGAUCCGCACAAAAAUCAUCUCGGCGACCCAACCGGCCAUCAAGCUCAGAUACUGUGCGUGUACUAUAUUGGCGCCCGCAUUUACACUGGAUCUGUGGAUGCUUCACUAGGUGUCUGGGAUGUGAAGAACGAGACUAUCGGCGGGUUUUCGUGUUCACUAGUGCGUAUUCUUACGGAUUUUGAUGCUGCUGUCGUCAGCGUGGUAGCCGAUACCCAAUGGUUUGCUUGCGGAUGCUCGGACUGCGACGUAUUUGUGUUCGACGUCGAAACAUUGGCAACGAUCGCUCACAUUAUCUCAGCACAUGAUCGCACUGUGACGACUCUGUCCAUCCAAAGUGCCAAUUCCGCGCUCACAACAGGUGCUGCUGAUAACAAGAUUAAAGUGUGGGAGCUCGGUGAGCCUUCAAAGUUCACAACACGGAGGAACGUGACGUUAGUAUGGUGUCUCGAAGCUGAACGCCGGGGGCACGAAUAUUUCAAUGGCCACCUUGUUCCCGUCACGUGUGUCAGGCGUGUGGCAAACGAGAUCGUAAGUGGGGAUAGCGCAGGCCGGAUCGUGAUUUGGAACCUGGACGCAGACAACAAACUACUCCGAAUCUGCGAUGUGUAUCGAGAUGUUGCCGUGACUUGCCUUCAGUUUGAUGCCACUCGAAUUGUUAGCGGGUCAAGCAGUGGGCAGAUCUGCGUGGUCGAUUUUGCCACUGGGAACCUCAUCCAGACCCUGCACGGACAUCAAGACAGCGUGCUGGAUCUUCAGUUCGACCGCACGCGGUUGAUGAGCAUGUCAGCCGAUAGCAAGUUGUUCCUGUGGUUCUGGCAAACUCGUGAUGGCAUUGGAGCAGACCGAAAGAAGUACCAUAUCCUGGGUGCCGGCGAGACUUUGCGCUCGCUGUCUCUGAUGUACCGCACGAGCAUUCAAAAGCUUCUCCAAUGGAACUCGAUUCCAGACUCCACAAAGACCUAUCUCGGUCAGAAGCUCAUAGUGGAAGUCGAUGCCAAUGCCACCGCGUCGGAUGAACUGAAGACACUCGACCUCGCGAGCUCGGUUCAGUUCGGCAAGCUAUCGUAUGAGAAUCUUGACUUCGUUGCCACGAAUAAAAACAAAAGCAAAGAUGUCGAGUCGCAAUGGGCCGCCCAACGCCUCGCAAUGCUCGCAAAGGAGUACUUCCCUGCCUUGGAGGACGAAGAAGACAACGCUGCUAAAGCGAAGGCAGGUGGAGCUGCUCCUGAGGAGGAAGACGAAGGGGAUUCUGACGCCGAGAUGGCCAUGGAUUCCAUUGCCGAAGAAGGCGACGGUGAUGAUGAGGCUGACGAAGAAGAUGGGGAAUAG
Messenger RNA from Phytophthora sojae, 4944 nucleotides. RefSeq lists its product as hypothetical. Gene Ontology annotation, molecular function: protein binding. The record is from RefSeq and is a predicted model, not a curated record. The transcript has 4 exons. Lineage: Eukaryota; Oomycota; Peronosporomycetes; Peronosporales; Peronosporaceae. The coding region runs from base 1 to 4944 and encodes 1647 amino acids.